Molecule: messenger RNA, 1284 nt
Organism: Letharia lupina
Lineage: Eukaryota; Fungi; Ascomycota; Lecanoromycetes; Lecanorales; Parmeliaceae
Exons: 2
Coding region: 1-1284 (427 amino acids)
Source: RefSeq, a predicted model, not a curated record
AUGUCCAAACUGAUGCGGUCCGCCUCCACCGCGUCCACAAGUCGCGAAAGCUCGUCCGCUUCUUUAAGUUCCACUGUGCGCCCUCCAACCGUCGCCUCUAGAACUUCAAAAAACCCUGCGCCGUCCCAAAUUGCCGCCCUCACGCACACCCUCUCCCUCCCCGUUGAGACUCCAAUGCUUUCCAGUGUCGUAGGCGCCCUAGGUGUGCCGCUAAGUCGAAGCCAAUUCUCCCCUACCCCGAGCUGUUUCUGCAACGCUCACUUCUGGUUCGAGCAGAAAUACAUCGACGAGCUGACCGAAGUCAUCACGCACGAGAUCGGCCCUCAACUCGACAAGCUAAGGAUAGCUCCCCGGGAACUCAUCUCAAGAAAGACCGAACGCCUCCUCUCAACCCUCCAGCCCUACCAAGACAUCCUCACCAGCACCACCGACACCAGCAGCAUCCUCAGCAUGGAACCCACCUGCCCGGCCUGCACGCUGAGCCACUUCUUCCAAAACCCCGCCGCGGUCAACGCACUGACUCUGGCCGUCAAGGGCCGAAAACACCGCGCCCAUCCGUGGCCCGCCAGCAUGGCCUGGCUCGAUCCCUGCCCCGGUAGGGAAUGGGAAGCCAAAUGGAGGUCGGAGGGCAAAUCCGUCGCGCACGACCGCGUCCGCGUGCAGCGCUGGCGGAGGGAAACUCGCGCGCACGAACGAGUGCCCGACGCGCCCCCGCAGGUGCUGGGCCACCAGCCGGGCGAGGGGUGCGAUUUCUGCGACGCCCUGCGCAUGGAGCGGGCGGAUGAGGCGGAGUUGGACGCCGCGAUCGCGGAGGAGGAAGAGGAAGGCGACGACAAGGAAACGCGCGCUGUGGGAGAACCGGCAAGGUAUAGCGGAGCUGCAGACGAGAUCCAUGAUGAUGAUGAUGAUGAUGACGAUGCUUCCGGUUCCGAAACCCUCCGAUCCGACUCCUCGACCACCCUCCGCGCGAUGGAAGAAGAGAGUAUCAUCAAAGGCUACCUGAGACCACCGACGACAACGACGGACUCCGCAUGCCACCCCCGUCCCGACGCCGACGACCUCUCCGGGAACAAAGCGGAGCAGGAAGCGAGGAGGAAAUCGUCCGUGAUGGGGGGCUACCUGGCCCACAGGGGCGGGAGAGGGGAGGGAGAGCGGGCGAAGAGGGCGAGCGAUUGGGCGAGGAGUUAUCAGUGUUUGGUGGGGCGGAGCCCGGAUUCGCAGACGACGUUGCUGUUUGAGCGGUAUUCGGAGCCUGGGUUGAGGGCCGUUGAGGGGUGGAUCUAG